AUGGUUGCGCAGAUCUUGAUAAAGGACUUCACCAACUCGGCCAUCCACAUGCCUCCCAAGGACCGGCAGCGAUUCGUCAAUCUCUCGAAUGAUAUCAGUCAGUUGGGAUCCGAUUUUGUGAAUGGCGCUGAGCCGGCGAAAUCGCACGUGGUGCUCAACAAGAACAGCGUACGAGGCAUGGAUCCCGUUGUUGUGCAGCAGCUGCAGAGGUGGAAUCGGGUGUCGAUUCCCACCGUGGGAAUGGUCCCCAAGCUCGCCUUACGAUCAAUUCACGAUGAAGAAGCUAGGAGAGAGAUUUAUCUCGCGACACGGACGUCGAGCAAGGCGCAAAUUCGUCGGCUGGAGGAGCUUCUGGCCAAGAGAGCCGAACUGGCCAAGCUCUCGGGAUACCCGAGCUUUGCACACAUGGCUCUGAGUGAUAAGAUGGCCAAGACCCCCGAGGCCGUGUCCAAUUUCUUGACGACUCUCAUCGAGAGUAACCGGGUUCAGGUCCAGGAGGAACUGGCUAAAUUACAGAGCAUGAAAGGAGCGUCGCCUUUACAACCGUGGGACCAUGCGUACUACGUCCACCAACGCGUGUUUGAAUAUUCCAUGUCUCGCAGAUCCCGCGAGCUCAGCCGGGUUCCAGAGUUCUUCUCUCUUGGAACCGUGAUGCAGGGUCUCUCGCGUCUCUUCGAUCGGCUGUACGGGGUGCGCCUGGUACCGCAGGAGACUGCGCCGGGAGAGACAUGGAACUCGGACGUGCGACGGCUGGAUGUGGUCGACGAGGCUGACCGCCAUAUCGCGGUGAUCUAUUGUGAUCUGUUCACCAGGCCCGACAAGAGUCCGAAUCCAGCCCAUUUCACGCUGCGGUGCUCGCGUGAAAUCUCGGCUGACGAAAUCGCCGAGUCGGCGUCGAUGGAUCCUCCGUCUCACCCGAAUGACGGAAUGGCCACUGCGAUGAAUGUCGAGUCAAACACCCUCCGACAGCUGCCGACCAUCGCUCUCGUCUGCGACUUUCCGGAACCGCCCGCUUCCGGCAAUGGCCCUCCGACCCUUCUGUCUGAACACUGCGUGCGAACGCUGUUCCAUGAGAUGGGACAUGCCCUCCAUUCCAUCCUUGGUCAGACGCCACUUCAGUCCAUAUCAGGAACCCGCUGCGCGACGGAUUUUGCGGAGCUGCCCUCCGUGCUGAUGGAAAGCUUUGCCACCGCCCCGGAGGUCCUGUCUCUCUACGCGCGUCACUGGGAGACGGAUGAGCCGUUGUCGGAGAGUAUGAUGCGCAGCAUGGAGCUGGAUCGAUCGGCUCACGGGCUCAUAUACGGGGCCGUGGAAAACGAGGCGCAGAUCCUGAUGGCGCUCGUGGAUCAAGCUUACCACACGCUGCCUACCGACAGCCCAGCGAUUGACAGCACGGAGAUCUACCACCGUGUCUUUUCGGAGCACUCGUCUCUGCCUGACCCUCCGGACACGCAGCCUCGCACGUCCUGGCAGGGGUUCUUCGGACACCUGUAUGGUUACGGCGCGACCUACUACAGCUACAUCUUUGACCGGGCGAUUGCGAACAAGAUCUGGCAGGAUGUAUUCCAAUCCGGCAAGGCGGCCAUCGACAGAGAAGCGGGCGAGCGGUACAAGAACGAGGUCCUCCGCUGGGGAGGGGGGAGAAAUGGAUGGCGCUGCGUGGCGGGCGUGCUGGGCAACAGCAACCCGUCGAAUGCGGACGGCCGUCUGGCGGAGGGCGGCGAAGAGGCGAUGCGCGAGAAGUCUACUCUGUACCAUGCCCUCGGUCGAGAUCUUGGCGAGAUCGACCGGUCCGAUCGAGCUGGAACUAGACUGGACAAGGGUGCCUACGCAGGCACGAGUCGAUAG
Rasamsonia emersonii CBS 393.64 is the source of this 1848-nucleotide messenger RNA. RefSeq names its product Metallopeptidase Mip1. The coding region runs from base 1 to 1848 and encodes 615 amino acids. Gene Ontology annotation, cellular component: mitochondrion. NCBI's taxonomy places the organism in Eukaryota, Fungi, Ascomycota, Eurotiomycetes, Eurotiales, Trichocomaceae. Gene Ontology annotation, molecular function: metalloendopeptidase activity. Gene Ontology annotation, biological process: peptide metabolic process. The transcript is spliced from 3 exons. The record is from RefSeq and is a predicted model, not a curated record.